AAAUAUUUAUUGUUUGUAUAGCAGUGCGUAAUAUGGUGCUUCACGAUCUUAUUUUUCACCUGCUGCUUCCAAUAAAGUAUCGCCGUCUUGCUGUAGCCAUUUUCAAGUCAAGUUUACUUUUCUUCAUCGAUAAGGGAGGAGCAGCCGCAUAAAAGCUGCUAUGUGCAUCAGCUUGAAUAUUGAAACACCGUCGAGAAUUUGUUAUUAGCAUGUAGGAUUGACCUGCUGAUUUGUGCACCUGUGUUGUUUUCUUUUGGAAUAGGAACCAUUAAGUAUACAAUCGACGAGCCAGUGCCAGACAGAACAAUGGAAGAAACCAUUGACGCCAUGAAGACAGCAGCACGCACAGGGGCAAUUGUUCAAGGCAUAAAAGGUCCCACUCCAUUAAAGAAUAUGCCACACUUUGAUAUAGUCUGGGGUUUCACGCCGGAUUACAUGCAUUGUGUGUUGCUGGGAGUUGCACGCCAGUUGACAGGACUGUGGCUCUCCAGUGUGGGCCAGCCCUACUACAUUGGGAGGCCAGCACUUCUGAAUGCGGUAGACAAGCGGCUGUGCAACAUCACGCCACCAUUGUGUUUCAGACUGCAGCAUACCCUUUCCUUGCGCAAGUAUUGGAAGGCUUCAGUGUGGCAGCAGUGGCUGUUGUGGUUUUCGCUGCCUUGUUUAGAUGGCAUUUUGCCUAUCGAGUAUCUCAAGCACUUCACUUUGCUUAUUAGAGGAGUAUCCCUACUGCUAAUGGACAAUGUUAGCAGCACUGAUGUCAGUGAGAGCGCUAGCCUACUAGUGAAGUUUGUAGUAGGUGUGCAGUUUAUUUAUGGAGAAAAAGAAAUGAAAUUUAAUGUACACCAGCUUUUGCACUUGCCCAACAGUGUGACACUGCAGGGACCACUUUGGUCACAUUCCUGCUUUGUAUUCGAAUCAAACAUUGGGCAUGUGAAGGAGCUAGUCACAUCUGCAAAAGGAGUGCCAAUCCAAAUUGUGGAACGGCUGUUGAUGGCUAGCUCUUUUGCUAGUCUUAAAGCAUCAACUCUCCCUCAGACUAGAGAAUUUUUAACCAAAGGGAAUGCAGCAAAAUGUGCGGCAGUUGUUUUAUUGAUUGGCAAGCCACGAAAAGUACUGCAGCCAGUUUUAAAUUUGUUAAUGAAUCAUAUUGGCUGCAUGAUAGUCGGUCCCAUUGUGGAACAUGACAAAGCUGCAGUGGCUCGAUAUGUUUUCCACAGCAAACAGUAUAAAAUACCAAGCAAAACAGACUGCACUGCUGCAAUGCUACCUCCAGGGGCAUGUGUAAUAAUUUCUCACAUCCUUGGUUAUCAGCUGCUAUCAGCUGCUAUCUACAGCUGA
Dermacentor andersoni is the source of this 1341-nucleotide messenger RNA. The record is from RefSeq and is a predicted model, not a curated record. Lineage: Eukaryota; Metazoa; Arthropoda; Arachnida; Ixodida; Ixodidae.